Molecule: messenger RNA, 6734 nt
Organism: Parasteatoda tepidariorum (common house spider)
Lineage: Eukaryota; Metazoa; Arthropoda; Arachnida; Araneae; Theridiidae
Source: RefSeq, a predicted model, not a curated record
GGUGAGAAAAAGCUCUGGGAGGGUUCAAAUGCAAGCAGCAAAAGCUCUAGAAAUGCAAGCAUGGACACUUGGGAUCAGACUCCAACUAAUGCCUGCAAUGGUGCAUGGAAUAAAAAAGAUUCUUGGGAAGAAUCUAUGAGGAAGAAAAAAGAAACUCCUACACUAUGGAAUAGUAUUGAGCAAGAUUUUCCAUCUUUAGGAGGUUCUCAGAAAAAAUCUCAAAGAAACGUCUGGACAGAACGCCAGCAAAAAUUUGAAGAAGUUAAAAGUUUACAACCCACAAGUGAAGCUGAAGAGCAAAAAAUGAUUCAAAUUGCUUUAGAAAUGAGUAAACUUGAUGUGAGAAGUGACGAAGCAAACCGAAAGCGAUUAGAAGAAGAAUAUCGGAUGCAAGAAGAAAUGUUAAAAUUGGACCCAGAUUACUUCAAAGAAUUUGUUCCUGAAGAUUUGUGCAAUGUUGAUAGUAAUUUCCAAUCAGAAGGAUAUGCAACAGCUGAGCAAAAGGGUUUUGCUCAAGAUUAUAAUUCAUCAAAUAAUAAUAAUUGGGAUACUUGGAAUGAUUAUUCAAAUUAUGGAGUGAAGAACAACUCAUCUUCUAAAGACACUUCAGGUUGCGAAAGUAUCUGGGACGAUUGCUCUCGUGAAACAACUAAAUCUGAGUCACAAAAUUCAAAGCAGAAAGAUUAUGAAAGUAUUUGGGGUGAGGUUGAUGAUACAAGUUCAAGCAAUUGGAAUAGCUAUUCGGAUACUAAACCUAAAGAAAACGUUGCCACUAAAAGUUCUUCGAAUUAUAACAGUGUGGAUAGUUUUGAUGAUUCUCCUUUUAAAACAUCUCAGAAACAUAAAAUGAAAACUGCCACUAAAAAUUCUGAUGAUUGGAAUGAUUAUUCAGGUUCAGGAAAUUUAAAAAAUUCAACUGCUAGAAAUGGUUCUAGUUUCAGAAGUGGUAAUCAUCAGGCUGACUCAAAAGAUAAAUCACAAAAUAGCUGGAACGAUACUUCUGACUCUGGUAGCAAAAAAACUUCUAAAAAUUCAUCAAGUUACAAAAAUGACAAUCAUUGGGAUGAUUCCGCUGAUAAAUCACAUAAACAAUCGACAAAGAAUUCAUCCAAAAAAUCUGAUGAAUGGGAUGCUUGGGAUAAUGGUGUAGAUUCUAAUAAUUCUGAUAAUACAGAUGCUAGAUAUAAAAGGAAUUACUCUAAUUUUGAAGAUACUUCAAUCGAUGAAAAGAAACCUGCAUCAGUAGGAUUUAAAGUGACUAGUGAUAAGUUUAAUAGUAAUUCUGAUAAAAUAGAUAAAAGCAUUUCAAAGGCAGAUAAUAAAAAGUCAUCUAGUUCUGGCAAAAAAUCAACAGAAGAUAUUAAAAAAGUAGUUGAUUUGUUUGGAGGAUGGGGAUCGGCAUCAGAUUAUUCUAGAAAACCCAAUGCAAAUGCUAAAAGUGAAAAUAACCUACUAAAUUCUACAGAAAACUCUGACUAUGAAUAUAAAAAUGCAUACCAUCAUAAAGUUACUAAAGAACAAUCUGAAAAUCUUUCAGCUGUAGCUUCCCAAAGCCCAGCUAAGCUUACAAUGCAAAAUAGUUCUAUAAAAUCUAAAUCUUUUAUAAAUUCUGAUAAAGGAUUGGAAGAAGUGGUCGAACUGAAGCUCUCUGAGGAUAAUGAAUCUGCUAAAGAAUCUCAAAAUUCUUAUUUCAACAGACAAAUUAGUCCUAUUUUGGAGGAAAGUUCUGAAGCUAAAAAUAAUUCUUUAGUAACAGGUGACCACUUAACAGCGCCAGCUGCAAAAACAUCAGAUUUUGUAAAAUCUGAUGUACUUACUUCAAAUGUUUCCAAUUUAAAUAUUUAUGAGCAUAACACAAUUAACUCAGAGUCUUUAAAUGAAUCGAACUCAUUAGUGAAUGAAAGUCUUCCCACCAAUUCAAGUUCUGUUUAUAUCCAUUCUCCAAAGCCAGCUUCUGAGUCACUUGAGUUUGGUGGCAUUUCAAAACCAAUUGAAUCUUACUUGACCCCAGAAUUUGUUGAGCCUUCAACUCUUAAUACCCACUCUAGUAAUUUGAAUAACAUCACCAUAAAUGAAACAUCGCAAUUGAAUAAAUCUAAUGAUGACCAAGUCGAGUCCCCCUUUAAUAAUUCACCCUUAGUGUUGCCACCAACUGAUCUCCCUUCAGAAUCACCUAUUAAUCCAUUACUUCCCAUCCACCCAAUGACAGGCGGCUUUAUUAAUCCUAAUAUGAUGUCUGGAAUGAAUCCAAGUAUGGUGCCUGGAUUAGAUCCAAGUAUGAUGCCUGGGAUGAAUCCAAUGAUGGUAGCUGGAAUGAAUCCACUCUUGAUGCAGCAGAUGCUUUUUCUUAGUAAUCCUUUUCUUGCUAGUCAAUUUCGAGCUAUGGAAAUGUACUACAGAUCGAUGGGUAUGGCUACUGUGCCGCAAGGCAUGUUCCCUCCGCAGAUGUGUUCUACUCCAGGCUUAAAUGGUAGUUCCUUCCCCAACGCAACAGAUAACAGUUGUGACAUCAACACUAUAAAUGCUCCAGUUCCUCCUAAUAAUUGUGACAUUGAUACCAAUUCUCCAUUAAUAAAUCCGCCAAUCUAUACUCCAAACAAUAAAUUAAGCUUUGCUCUAAAUGACGAUGGGGAUUCAAGCUCUCACAUUCUAAAAUAUGAUCCCGAUGAUGCCGAUUCAUUGCUGCAGCAAUUUCUUGACCCUUGUGAUAAUGAUAACUUUAUACCACCACCUGUAAUGCCCAAAUCCCGCAGUGGAAAUCCUGCAAACAAGCAGAUACCCUCCUUCACGCCUGAAGCAUGCAAGCCGGUUAACAGCCAUGCAAGUUCAUCUGUUGAUCCUGCAGAAUGUAAAGAUAAUAUUGGCAACAAGAAUACAAAUGAUUCUUACUUUUCUAAUUCAGGAGCUUCUUGGAAUGGAACUGUUUCUGCCAAAGAACCAAUUGCUGUCAAACCUGAAAGCAACGGAUGGGGGGACUUCGAAGAUUCUAAUGGAAUAAAAUGCAACUGGAAUGAUGAAGUAGAUGGGUGGGGAAAUGAAAAUUAUACCUCAAAGGCUAUGGGAAACCCUUCCAAAUAUGAUUCGAAGAAACGGAGCGUUAAUCGACAGCCAUCUAGUCAACCUUCUUUCAGUCGUUACAAGAAAUGAGGGUAUACAAAGAAUUAACCUUUGGAUUUUGAUAUUGAAUUUAACAAAAAAUCAUUUUUUUAAAAACUAUUUUUUCUACACAAUUUUCUUUUCUAAGAAAUGAUAUUUAGUGUUGUAAAUUAUGACAAGCUGGAUACUUCUAAAAACCUUUUGUGUGUAAAUCUUACUAGCCAAGAGAAAAUGUCUUAAUGACUUUUAUUAAAAUUAUUAGGAAAAGUACGAGUACUUUUGAUUUUCUGGAGUGGAGAUACAUAUUUAGAUUAUGUUCAGAAACUGAAAACCAAUUUGUUAAAAGGAAUUGCUGAGAAUUUUUACUUUUUCGAGAAAUUUUUCUUUCUUCUGAGGUUUUUUUUCCCCAUAAAAAUAAUUCCUCGAAAUCCAGGAUCUUUUCCUUUUUUUUUCUCCUGUCAGACUAGUUAUACCUAUGACACCAAUAGAUUUCGUUAUUUUAAAAUACUUGUUUGAAUCGUUUGCAGUUUAGCUUUUGGUGCUAAUUAUUUCUUUAUUGAAUCUACGUAAAAAUGAAUUGUGGUUUUAGGAAUUUAAAUAGAUUAAAAAAUUAAAGGAGUUAUAAUUAGUGUGUUUUCAUUCCUUUUACAUUAUCAACAGUGUUAUUCUAGUUUUACAUUAUUUAUUUUAUUUAGUUAAAUAUAUUUAAAUUAAACAGAAAAUAAAUAUUUGUUUUAACUAAUUAAAUGUUUGUUAAUUCAACUGCAGCUUGAAUUUUAAGGAAACUUUUUCUUCAAUCUUUCUUUUUCAAUGUCGAUGUCUUCAUAUAUAGCUUUGUUAUUAACGUUUUUAUCUUACACAAUAGAAAUUUUUUAAAAAAUUUUGAUCGUCUUCUUAUAAUUUUUCUUGUUUGAUAUUGUAAAAAAUUAAUACUUUUUCUUUUCAAAGUAAUCUUGUAUACAGUGGCCACUUCUCUUAUUAUUGUUAACUCUCACGGGCUCGCAUCUCCACUGAAAUCUACAUUAAGUGGUGUUCUGUAAUUGAAUAUAACUGGUGAUGCUAGAUAAUUAAGUCUAUAAUUGGGUAAAAUACCAUAAAUUUCAAGUAAAAGAUGUUUUGAAAAUGUAUGAUGGUUUAAGAUAAUAAAAAAAAAAAUCACUUGAAGUUUUUUAAUGAAAUUAAAUUAGGUAUUUAACUUCCUAUGGAAAAAUAAUUCUCAUUAUUUUUGAUCAUUUAUCUGGGUUAACUUUUAUUAUUAUAUCACUUUAAUUUUUAUAUACUAUCUCUAUUUUUGGUAAAAAAGAAAUUUUAAGAAAUUUUUUUUUAAUAAAAUCAAUCCACAAAUAUUAAAUCUUUUGACAUCUUGGAUUUGUACCUUUAUAUUUUGGAAUGUUACAAUUAUUUUGAUGUUUUUUCAAAGUACAUUGAGAUCAGUUUCAAAAAUAUAUUCUAAUAUUUAUUACACUGUGUAGUUUUUUGAGUUAACUUUUGGUUGGUUGGGGCAGUAUGUUCAGUAACUAUUUAAGAGACAGGUUGUGCAUUCCUAAGGUAUAAUAACUAUGACUACUUUAUACAUUAUUAAAAAGUGUUAAAGAAAAUCAUUUUUACCUAAUUUCUUUUCUAGUGAAUUUAUUUAAUAACAUAUUUCAUGUUUAAGUGUUUUUGUGUUAAUGUUUAAGUCAUAUGUAAUAUUUUCUGAAGAUCUGGAUAUGCAAUGCAAAUAUUAUUAAUAUAAUUUAAUGUGCUAUUUUUAGUGAAAUAGUUUGGUAAAGUUUUAAAAUUUUCCCACUUUUUUUCCUGUUUUUUAAUAAUUUUCAAAUUCUUUAUUAUAUUUCUAGGGAUGUUGUAAAAUAACUUUACUGCCAAAAUUUUUCUGUCUUAUUCUAUUUUUUAAUGUAUGAUCUAUAUUACAGAUUCUAUAAAAAUAAUAUCUAUAAUAUAAAUCUUGAUAUAGAUUCUAUAAAAGUAAACUAAUAAAACUUAGUCAUCCAAAUUUAUAUCAAUAGUUUUAUUUAUAUAUACUAAUUUAGAAUUUAAUAAAUAAAAUAAAAAACUAAUGUUUCAUUUCUCAAAGAUUUUCAAAAUUUUUUUAAAUGCUAUAUAUUAUAACCUUUUCCUUUAUAAUACAUUCAUGCCUUCGUCAAAAGUUAUUUAUAAACUUGCUGUGUUUACUACAUAAUAUAAAAUAUGAUAUCCCCCUAAAUAAGUGGAAUUUAAACUAUAAUAUAAUUGGUUAUAUAUUUCUAGCAAACAUAAUACUAGUCUCAAUUUUUUUCAAAUUUAUUCUCGUACUUUCUUUCCUUAAACUCUUAUGCCUGAAUGUGAAUCUUUUCUAUCAGUCUCCGUUUUCUUUAAAAAUUGAUAUUUUUAUACCAAUUUUAUUUGAACUUUUAAAUGAAUUUUAAAAAAAAAACUUAUGGUGAGAAAUAGAUCUAAUAAUUAUGAUUUGCUUUUGUUUGACUUGCUUGUAAAGGUGCUUUCGUAACAUUUGUACAAUUACUGUUAAGUGUGUGAUGUUGAAUUACUGUGUAACAAACUGAAUUAAAGCUGUUUACCUGUUAAGAUAUCAAAAUACUUCUGCUUAGUAAUAAAAACUUAAGGUAUGAAAACUUGUUAAGUCCAUUUAAGAGAUUUUUGAAAGACAUUUUAUAGAAAUAAACAGUGUUAGAAACAUUUAAAAGAAUAUUCUUAAGAUAAUACAUUUUUCGGAGUAAGUUUUUCCUUUUCAUAAACUUGGUGCUCUAGUUCAUAUAAUACAGUUUUAUUUUAAAUAAGAGUGUAAAUCACUUGUAAUGAAAAGUUGUCAAGUUUAUUAAAGCUAUAUAAUAAAUUUAAAAGAAAAAAAACAUACAGAGAUACGAGUGAACCCUAUUUCACAAUUCAACUGAUAUUGUUAAAUUAUUUGCUUAGUAAUUGAAAGUUUAAGAUUCAAGCACUUUGAGGAGUUAUAGUAAAUUAAUUUUCUGCUAAGUAAUUAAAACUUGCCAAGUCCACUUCACUUAAGCAGUUUUGAAAAGUUGAAGAAAAAAUAUUGUUACAUGCUUUAUGAAUAAUUUAAUUGAUGUUUAAAAUUCAGUAACUAAAUAAAAAUGCAUUUUAAAGCAGAUAAAGAGAGACAAGAAAAUUACAACCCACUGGGUGUUUAUCCUUUCCCGAAUAUGGGUAUUGUGGGCCUGAAAUAUUUAAGUUAUUUUUCUUUUCAUUUUUUGCUUAAAAUGUUGUUUACAUGACUGUUAACUAUCGAUUUUGGUGCAGCAUGUCAGAUUCUCAUGCUAUGUUACUUUACUUUCAAUCCAAUCCAAUGAUUCCGUUUCAUGUUUAACUCUUAUAAAGUUUUAAAAUAGAAAUGCUCAGUAAAUUAAUGUUUGCUAGAUGUUGUGUUAACAGUUGUGAUUGUAAGUGUAGUUGUUUGUUCUUUAAAGUUAUGUUGUUAUUGUAUAACACUUUUGCCAGACUGUUUUAAAAUGUAUUAUCAAUAUAAAACUACCUAUGUGUAUUUUACUGUGUUGAUUAUUCCAGUUAAAAUUUGGAAGAGCUUAUGUAUAAACAGAACAUUUAUAAGAUGUGUUUGUAUGAAAUAAUUUACCAUGUCUUGUCAAUUUUAUGAAAUGUUAAUAAAUAUUCAAUUGUGAAGUUUA